Molecule: messenger RNA, 3108 nt
Organism: Colletotrichum graminicola M1.001
Lineage: Eukaryota; Fungi; Ascomycota; Sordariomycetes; Glomerellales; Glomerellaceae
Product: mediator complex subunit Med5
Exons: 6
Coding region: 1-3108 (1035 amino acids)
Biological process (GO): regulation of transcription by RNA polymerase II
Cellular component (GO): mediator complex
Molecular function (GO): transcription coregulator activity
Source: RefSeq, a predicted model, not a curated record
AUGGAUGGUCGUGUGGUACGAGGCGUCCAGCGCGCAGCGCUUGAGCAAUGGUCCGAAUUCAUAGCCAAGAGUCUUUCUCAUCGCAUAGACCCGGAAAAGUUCGAGUCAUACGUGCCUUUCCUUCAGGUCAAGCACCCGUUGCCGCCCGUCGCCGUUGCCGACCUCUUCCUCCGACCUCAGCCUCACAACCACGAGAGCCUCGACCCUCGAGUACCGCGCUACCUCCAAGUUCUCUCCGACCUGAACUACAUCGACACGGCUUCGAUCCUCAAAUCCCUGUAUAGAUACUCUACAUCUCGCGCGCACUCUCGAGACGCUGCACAGCCGGCCAUUGGCGAGGCGCAACCGCUCAACUUGCCGCGAUGGGGGAGCUCGUAUGCGGCAGAAGAGGUGAUGUUUUAUCGACUUACGAAGGCCGUGGCGCAGGGCAUAGCGAUCCAGAAUACAGGAACAGGUCUUGAGAUAGCAAGCAUCAUGGCUAAAUGGAUUGCGCUCUUUACGGAUGCUGCGACGGCCUUCACGGUCGACGUGAUGGGCCAGCUUCACAACAGUCAAGUGAGAGAGGAGAUGGAAUCAGCACGCGCCGCGUUCGUGGCUCUUCUUUUGGGUGUCUGCGAAAAUCAAGUUGUUCUGAAAGCUCUGAGUAAACCCGAAGCUCAAGGCACCAGAAAAGCCCUAUCCGAGAGCCUCGCGAACUUUGUACCGACCAUAAUGCAGAGUGCUGGUCCCAUUGCGACUCGCCUCGAUAUGUUCCGAACAAGCACGUUAGCGGGCUUCGAGCCCGUCGACGAUGAGAAGAGCAAAUCAAAUGCCGAGAUCGAAGACCUCUUCGACUCAACGGUGGCGUUGGACAACUUUGUGAUUUCCGAGCUGCCCAUUGUCAACUCAAGAGCCGGUCUAUACAUAUACCUGAAUGCUGCGCUAGUUGGGCGGCCAUUGGUUGAUGACCUUGCUAUAUUCAACUACUUGAACAACCGAUAUCAGGGCGAUGUGCAAUCGACGACGGUCGACCUUAUCCUCGCCUCCUUUGACGUGUUGGCCAAUGCCGCCUCGCGGAAUGAAGGCAACCAGGCCGCUCAUCUGUUACGCUCGUUUCUGAUGAACAAGCUACCCAUCCUUAUCGAAAGCCUGAGCAAGCACAUGUACGGGCCAGUCAAUGCCGAGUAUUGUAUCACAGAAGCCCUUGGCCGUGUUGACACGACAACGUUUCCUACGCUAUCGUCGAUGUUUGAUGAGACUAGGAGCAACAACCCCUUCACGGACUCUGUGAGAGAAGAGUUCUGUUGGGCAUGCUGUUUGCAUGGCCUAGUGCGAGAAAGCAGCAUCGAGACUCUUCUCGGAGAGACCCCCUAUCAGUCACUUCCUGCUGGCGGCAGGUAUGUCAAGGAAAACCUGGUUGCAGAGUGUCUGGCAGACCCGGAACGAAUGCAGGCUCUGAUUGGAGAGUUGGACAACAAGGAUGGAAAUGCUGGCGCCGUAUGCCAGGCUUUGACGGAGGUAAUGGGACAACUCUGUAGGAACAAAGAGACUAUGUCUCUAAAGCUUCUGUGCAGCCAACUCGCCCAGAAGCCGUUGUCUCUGGACGUCAUGUUGAUGUUUGAGAAGCCUGGGACUAUCCUUCAUCCGCUGUGCGACCUUCUGGACAACUGGAAGUAUGAGGAGGACCAAGGGGAGUACCAGCCCGUAUACGAAGAGUUUGGUUCAAUAUUGCUCCUAGUCAUGGCUUUUGCGUAUCGCUAUGGCCUAUCAGCGUCAGACAUGGGCGUCGCAUCCCCUGACUCGUUUGUUUCGAAGCUUCUCGGCCAGGGUCACCAAAGCCGCCCGUUUGAUGAGCUGUCAGACCAAGAAAAGGGGCAUCUGAACGGAUGGAUUCACGGCCUUUUCGACUCUGAGGCUGGUGGGUUGGGUGAUGAAUUGAUGUCAUCUUGCCCGCCACAAGAUUUCUACCUGCUGGUAUCGACACUGUUCCAGAACAUUGUUCUUGCCUUCAGUACUGGCCACUUGGCCGAGGAGAGCCUCAGAGGGGGUAUAGAAUAUCUUGUCGAUACCUUUCUUCUGCCGUCUCUUGUCGUAGCCAUCACCUAUCUGGCUAACUCACUGUGGGUCGAGCGCUCCGACUGUCAGAAGGCGAUCGUAAGGGUUCUGAACUCCGUUCUGGCGCCUACUUCAAUAUCCAAUGAGGCGCAGGCUAUGCUCACUUCCGUAAUGAACAUAGUUGCCAAGCCGCUGGAACAUUCUUUGAGAGCGUACCAACGAUCGGAUCCCAAGAGUCAAGAAGUCGAACCCCUUCUCAAGGCAAUCAAAGAUAGCAUCCCCUUGUCUCGGCGGACGGGAGCAGCAGACCACACCGAGCUGGAUGCUUGGUCUCUAGGCGGCUUUUCCAACUCUAUCCGCCAAACAUUGCAGCAAUUGGUGCAGUGGAGCAUCCACCCAACAAUGGAUAGAAUGCCUCCCGCAUACACCCAUCGACAGAUGCUUGUUGCGCUGAAACUACUAGGUGCGAAGCGACUGCUGCAGCUCCUGUACGAAGACAUCAGGCAACAAACAGACACGGGCAGUGGCAGCAUCAUUUACGAUGUAGCAACGGCAAUAGUCUGCGCGCCUGACGUCGCCAACACACCGCCAAAUUCCGUCAACUUCCUCGAUAACUCAGGCAACAUGCCUGCCCCUGUCCAGCGGAAGCUGACUCUGCGCGAGGUCUUGAAGUCGGAUGCCGAGGACUGCAAGAGGCUACAGAAGACGGACAUGAACCUGGCCGAGAUUGUCGUCAGGCUACACCGCAAGGUGGAGUCUCAGAUGGCUGUUUCUCAGGCUCAGGCCAUACAAGCAGACACGAUGCUGCAGACUGACCUCGGUCUGGGCCUAGAUACCGGCGCAGGCUCUCUCGACGAUGCCAUGGCGGCCGCGGCUGCCAACGUUGGGCAGGGCGACGGCAUGUCUGUGGAUAAUGUGAGCCUCGACCUGGGCCUUGGCGGAGUUGGUGGAGAUAUGGGCCUUGGGGGCUCGUCAAACAACGGUGGAGGGUCAUUGGACCUAGGGACCGAUGACAUAUUCGGUGCACUCGGGGCCAGCGACGACUUUCAAUGGGAUAACAUGGACCUUUCAUAG